AUGAAAGCUUUAACCCUGACUCCAAAGACACGCUCUGUCGCCGUCCAGGACAUCCCCACGCCGAAGCCUGGCCCGCGUGAAAUUGUUGUUCACGUCCGCGCUGUGGCCCUCAAUCAUGUCGACGCCCUUUACACUGCCAACCCCGUCGCUGUACAAGACUACCGGGUAGUCGGUAGCGACUUUGCAGGCGAGGUCGUUCGCGUUGGCUCAGAAAUCACUGGACUAGAUGAUCCUCGAACCAAGAUCGGAACACAGGUUGCUGGGUUCGUUCAGGGCGCAUGCUCCGUCAAUGAUCGACCGGGCGCAUUCGCGGAAUACAUCGCCGUGGACUACGAUUUAACAUGGAACAUUCCCGCCAGCAUGUCUUUCGAGGGCGCCGCCACCAUAAGUCUGUGCGGACUUACAGCAGCUCAGGGCGUCUUCAGCCGUCUCCAACUCCCCUGUCCAUUCUUCGAAACAGAAGGCCUCUCAGGCCUUGACCUUGCUGGCAACCAGGUCGUCAACGUAUUUGUAUACGGUGCCACCACGUCUCUUGGACUUUAUGCUGCGCAGUUGGUCAGAUUAUCCCAGGAGGCAUCGGGGGUAAAAUUUCAUCUCAUUGGCGCUGCGAGCACUUCAAAGGCUGCCCUAUUGAAGGAGGAGCCGUACAGCUAUGACAUUCUUGUUGACUAUCGAGAUCCCUCCUGGCCUCAGAAAGUGAGAGAUGCGUCUGGCGGGAAGGGUGUUCAAUUUGCCAUCGACGCGUUCUCCAAAAGUCCGUCUGUGGAGUUGGUUGAGAGUACACUGGCGGAAAAUGGAAAGUUUGCUGUGUUCCGAAGUCCAGUUCUUGGAGGGUUCGAUGUUUCCAAGUUGAAGAUUAAGCCUGUCAUUGGUGCGGUUUGGGAAGGUUUAGGGGUAGAGAUCUUGUAUCAAGGUGCAACCAUUCCGGCCAACUCUGAAGCACGCAAAUUCACAACGGAGUUUUACAACUAUCUCGGCUCCGGAGCAUCCUCAGGCCAUGUCAAAUUGCAGCCAAAUCCUAUUCGCCUAAUGUCAGGGGGUCUGGAAAAAAUCGUGCCUGAGGGCUUUCCUCUGUUGGGUGGUAGUGGACAUGUAAAAGGCCAGCUCCCGGUUAGCGCUGAGAAGAUAGUCUACACUCUGUCUUAA
Colletotrichum truncatum is the source of this 1146-nucleotide messenger RNA. RefSeq lists its product as uncharacterized. Gene Ontology annotation, molecular function: oxidoreductase activity, acting on NAD(P)H. The record is from RefSeq and is a predicted model, not a curated record. NCBI's taxonomy places the organism in Eukaryota, Fungi, Ascomycota, Sordariomycetes, Glomerellales, Glomerellaceae.